CGGGGAGGAGCUCGGGGCGCUUUAAGAGCCGUGCGCCAGUCACGGCGCGCUGCAGCAGCGGCCGCCGGGUUGCCAUGGAGACGACGGCCGGGCCGGUCGCCAUGGAGACGGCAGCGCCCUGGCUGCCGGGCGGGCCGCGCUGCCGGGAGGCGCGGAGGCACGCGCUGCUGGUGGUGAUCGGCGAGGUCGGGACGGAGCCGGAGCGCGGGGCGCUGCGCGGCGCCCUGGAGCGCGGAAUUCGUUCCUGGAAUAUUAACCUUCUCUCCUGUGACCUGAAUCAGCAACUGCGACUCUUUGUAACCCGGCACCUGGCUCAGUUUUCUUCAGAAGUCAAAGGCCAAAGAACCCUCCAUCACCGGAGUGAUACCCUGGAGACAGUGAUCCUGGUAAAUCCCAAUGUGGACAGCAUCGCGUCUGAGGUUCACUCACUGUUGUGUGAUUCAUCAGCCCACAAACUACUGAUCUUCUGUGGUCAGAGCUCAGACCAGGAAGGAGACUUGAUCCUGCAGACUGGGACCUUCACUUACCAGAAGUUUGCUGAGAUACUUUCAGACCCAGAGGUCACCCAGAUUCUUAGCAACACUGAUUCAGAUAUCAAGGCCUCCCUUACUGUAUCGUAUUUGGGAGAAGGAGACUGGAGCAACCUUGGGCAUCCUCGAUUUCAGGAUAUUAUUAAUCUGAAACUGAAUCCUGAUCCAGUUCUGCCAGAAAUGGAUGGGGUGUCUGAGUUUGCAGAAUAUGUCUCUGAAACAGUUGACGUGCCAUCUCCAUUUGAUCUCCUGGAACCACCCACCUCAGGGGGCUUUUUGAAGCUUUCUAAACCCUGCUGCUACAUAUUCCCUGGUGGAAGAGGUGAUUCUGCUCUCUUUGCUGUCAAUGGGUUUAACAUCCUUGUAGAUGGUGGCUCUGACAGGAAAUCUUGUUUCUGGAAGCUGGUAAGGCACCUGGAUAGGAUUGACUCUAUUCUUCUGACCCACAUUGGUGCAGACAACCUACCUGGCAUCAAUGGGCUGCUGCAGAGGAAAGUUGCUGAACAAGAGGAGGAACAAUCCCAGGGCUCUACCAACUACAGUGACUGGAUGAAGAACCUAAUUUCUCCCGAGCUGGGGGUGGUAUUUUUUAAUGUUCCUGAAAAACUGAAGAUGCCUGAAUCAUCCAUGAAAGUAAAGAGGAGCAUUGAAGAAGCUUGUCUGACACUGCAGUAUCUCAACAGACUUGGCAUUAAAUCAGAGCCUCUAUACAGGGUAGUGAGCAGUACCAUUGAACCUAUCACACUUUUCCACAAAAUGGGAGUGGGUAAGCUGGACAUGUAUAUACUGAAUCCUGUCAAGGACAGUAAAGAAAUGCAGUUUCUAAUGCAGAAAUGGGCUGGUAAUAGUAAAGCAAAGACUGGCAUAAUUCUCGCAAGUGGGAAAGAAGGUGAAAUUUCUGUUCCCUAUCUUACAUCCAUCACAGCCCUAGUGGUGUGGCUGCCAGCUAGCCCAACAGAGAAAAUUGUAAGGGUUUUGUUUCCUGGAAAUGCACCUCAAAAUAAAAUACUGGAAGGUCUUGAGAAACUCAAGCACCUGGAUUUUCUGAGGUACCCAGUGGCUACUCAGAAAGAUAUCACUUCUGGAAUACCUCCACCUGUGCUGAAGCAGACCAAAAUUAAACAAAGAACUGACAGUAAAGAGAGUCUUAAAUCUUCUCCCAAGCCAUCUGUGACAAAGCAAGCUAAGAAAGAAGAGGCAGUUGAGGAAGGGAAUAAGGAGGUAAAACCAGAAGUCAUAAAGGAUGCGAAAACUGAGAAAAAGGUUAAAGAACACUCUGAGAAGAUUCCUGAGAAACCUGUUAAACAUGAAAAGGUAAAGACAGAAUCAAGUGAUGUUCUCAAAGCUGAGAAAAGAAAACUAACAAAAGACAAAGUAGGCAAAAAGCAUCUCAAAGAGAAAGUAUCCAAACUGGAGGAGAAGAAAGACAAAGAAAAGAAAGAGAUUAAGAAGGAGAAAAAGGACUUAAAAAAAGAUGAUGGAAAGAAAGAGGAAAAAAAAGAUUCAAAGAAAGAGGAUAAAAAGAAAGAAAUCAAGCCAGAGCCCAAAAAAAUGUCUAAACCAGACUUAAAACCAUUUACUCCAGAGGUAAGAAAAACAUUAUACAAGGCAAAAGUUCCAGGCAGAAUCAAAACUGAGAAGAUCAAAAUCAAACCUGAAAAGGAAUUACCUACUGACCUGAGGACAUCACCAAUGGAGAAGAUGCCAGUAGAGGUGGAGCCAGGAGAGACUUCCAUAGCUGAACAGAGGUUAGUCCUGUCUUCACCAGAAGAUCUUACAAAGGACUUUGAGGAGCUGAAGAAUGAAGAGAAAGGGGACUUGCAGGGGGCUCAAGAAAUUUCUGAUAUAGAAGUAAGUGAUAAGGUUAUGAGAGUACCUGAAACAGAGAUGAAAGAGUCCAGUGACGUGACAGCUCAGAAUCACCUUGAAGUGGAUCUGAUUUUGAAAACAAACAUUCCCGAUCAGAGAACAACUACUAUUGAUUUGGGAAAAGAAUCCCCAGCAGAGGAAAAAGCAGUCCAUCAUCUAGAACCAAGAGCAGGUCAAGCUGAAAAAAUAGAGGAUGAAGGAAGAACAUUAGAUGAAAAUCUUGAGAUGAGAUACUGCAAGAGAAAAGCUGAGCAGUACAAGGAAGUUCAGCUGUUGCCAGACAGCGAACAGGUACCAAUACACAGUGACCUCGUAGCAAAAGCUGUUUGGUCACCAGCAUUCAGAGAUGAAGACAAGGAAGAAGAGGAAAAAAUCUCUUUGGACAGAAAACAGAGGGAAGCAGAAACAAAGACCUGUGAAAAGUAUACUGAGGGGACAGAGGCACAGGAGGAGGGUGAGAGGGAAAAGAGAGAGGAUGUGGUAGAAAAGGCAGAACUGGAAGAAAAGGAAGAACAGCAAAUGAAGGCAGAGCAAAUGAAGGUGGAAAAGAGUAAAGAUUUCUAUGAACUGAAGCAGGAUGAGAGGGAGGACAAAAUAUUUACCAUUAAAGAAAAUGAAAAAGAAUUUAGUGACAUGGGUGAGAAAAGCAAGUUACUUGGAAAGGAGGUAACAAAGGAAGAGUUGUAUCUGAGCAGUCUGCCAGUCCCAGCAGGAGCAACAGCAGAACAUGUUUCAUAUAUCCAAGAUGAAACUAUCCCAGGAUAUUCAGAAACAGAGCAGACGAUUUCUGAUGAAGAAAUACAUGAUGAACAGGAAGAGAGGAUCCCACACUUGAAGUAUGAUGUCAAUGCAUAUGACAUUUCUGUUCCUGACCACCCAGGCUCUUUUGAAGCAAUACAUGGAAUACAGGCCAUGCCUACUGCAGACCUUGCAGCCAAGGGCUAUGCUGGCCAGGAGUCUGAAAUCCUGGCAUAUCCUACAAACAUAGUGGCAGCUCCGCUAGCCGAGGAAGAACAUAUUUCUUCUGCUACCUCCAUUACAGAAUGUGAUAAGCUUUCGUCUUUUGCAACUUCAGUAGCAGAAGAUCAGUCAGUUGCAUCUAUAACAGCACCACAAACAGAAGAGACCGGGAAAAGCUCUUUACUUCUAGACACAGUAAACAGCAUGCCUUCCUCUCGGACUGAAGCAACCCAAGGUCUUGACUAUGUUCCCUCUGCUGGCACAAUCUCUCCCACAUCAUCCUUGGAGGAAGACAAAUGUUUUAAAUCUCCGCCUCCUGAAGAUUUCCAUGCACUAGCAGAAGGAGAGAGAAAACUGGAAGCUCAAAAAAAGGAUCUUCAUGAAGAGGCAGAAGAGGAAGAGGAAGAAGAAGAUGGGACUCCAAAUAUUGAAAUGCCUGAGAAACUCAGAGGCCAUUACAGUGCCCCACUGUUUGCUCAUCAAGAAUGCACUGAUAAUAAGUUAAUCAGUGUCCCCACAGAAGUGACGCAUACUUCUGGUUUGCCUUUAUCCACUGAAGAAACACCGUUUUCCCAGGUUGACUCUGCAGAGGCUGAAGAACGAUGCAUGAGUCCUGAUGAUAGUACAGUCAAAAUGGCAUCUCCCACCCAAUCUGGUCCCACUAGUGCAGGACACACACCUUUCCACCAGUCUCCAGUGGAGGAAAAGCUAGAAACAGUAGAUUCAGAGAUAUUUGAAAAAGAAGAAGAUGCUGCCACUAAGAAAUUGGAAGAUAGAACUUCUGUUGUGGUAAAGGGAACCAAGCAUGAACCUCUCAGAGAUGAUGAGGUGUCUGUAUCUAAGUAUAGACAUGAAAAAGAAGUGUCUGGACCUGUACUGCAUAAGCUGGACGCAGGCAGUGAUGUGCAGGUAUCUCCUGGGGAGGAGGUGCAGGAAGCACCAGUGAGGAAGGAAGAGCUGCCCUGGCUCUCCUACCACAAGCAGGACACAGUGGUGAUAGGGGAGGAGGAGGAGCGUCCUGUACUACCGCAUCCCAGCACAGAUGUGUUUCUGGAGCCUGAAAAAGAGCUAGAAACUAAAUCCAUGGCAGAAAGUUUAAUGGGAUUUUCAAAACACUUGUCCUUUGAGCCAUUCUCUACCACAGAAACAUCUCUGGGAAGUGUGGCUCCUCCAUGGUUCACAAACCAAAGCAAAUCUGAAAGUGAGAAAACCUCACAAUUUUCUCCAGAUGAUACUAAAUCACUUUCUCUUACAGAAGAAAAUCUUGCUAAAGAAAAAUCCCCAGAUAUUUCUGUUAAGGGGAUGGCUACUGAAGAAGGAAAACUACUCUAUUUCACAGAAGACACCUCAGAAGAAGAAAAAUCUUCUCAGGUUUCAAUUAAAGACAUUUCUCCAGAAGAAACCAAAUCUAUUUCUCUCACUGAGAGUCCCAGCAAGGACAUCUCUUCAGACAUUUUUGUUAAAGGCAUUUCUCCAGAAGACAUCAAAUCUCUUAGUUUCACAGAAGAAAUACCUGUGAAAGAAAAAACUCUGUCUGACUUUACUGACAAAUUCCCAUCAGAAGCUGUUGGAUCUAUGGAUUUCACAGAGCAGAGCCCAGAUACAUAUGAAAAAUCACCAAACAUUUCUACCAAAGUGCUCACAAAAGAAGUGGCAAAAUCUUUUUCUUGCCCAGAAAGUAUCCCGGUUAAAGAUGCAUCACCCAGAGAUACUUCAACUGAAGAAAUGUCCCCCGAUGAUAGCAGUUUAUUUUCUGUAACAGAAAAAGCCACAUCUAAGGAAAAAACUGCAGGCUUCUCUCAGGAAGCAUCUCCAGAUGUGAAGGGCUUAUGCUUUACAGAAUUUAGCCCAGUUGAGGAUAAAACAUCAUCACAUGUUUCUGCUGAAGAUGUAAAAUCUUGCAGGUUCAAGGAAGCUAAAGAAGAAAAAUCUCCAGAAAUGGACGACUUUUACAUGAAAGAUUUAAGUUAUGAGAAGAAAGUGUGGUUUCCAGAAGAAGUGGAAGAGAUUUCUGUUCAGGGAAGGCGGCAGAUAUAUGAUAAAGAGAGAGAGAGCACAUUCUUGGAUGAGGUACCAGAAUAUGAAAAAUCCCCUCCUAAAAUGGGAGAAGUGGAGAUCCCGUCUCCUGUAAUACCUGGCAGUCAUACCUGGAGAAGAGUAGAAAGUGAAGCAUGGGGCUCUGCUUAUGAGUGUCUUCAGGAAGGAAGAGACACUGGAAGAGCAGGGCAGUUAUCCAGUGAGGAGGAUGAGGAUCUCUGUCAUGCCAAAGACAAACCUGUGUUACUGCAAGCAGAAGCAGAAUGUUUAAAAGUGGAAUCACGUGAUUACAAAGAAGAGACACUGAAGAUUGCCAAACCUACAGCAGAAACAAAGAUUGUUAACAUAGCUCCUGCUGACAUCACUUUCCCAGACAGUUCUCAUUUGUCUUCUCAGUAUGUCUCUGGUGAGGAAAAUCAGGCCAAACCAUUAACUGGAAACAAAGAAAGGCAAGAAUUGAUGUUGACAUCCAAACAAGAUUACUCCUAUUUAGACGAUGAGGAGGAAGCUGUCCUGGAUAUCUAUGCAAAGUCAAUAGACCAAGCACUGAAAGCAUCUCCCCUGCCAGUAACAGCUAGCCCUCUGGAAAAGCAGACUGGCACAACGCUAGAAACAGGGAGGUCUUACAAGAUAGAUCUGUGCAAGGCACUGCAACAGGAGGAAGUUCCAUUGAAGGAUACAGAAAAGAAAACAGAUGUUAGUGGUUUGUCUCAGGAAAUGGACUGUAAAUACAAGAUAGAUAGAAAGCAAGAAGAUGACUACAAAUCCACCGAGGCUCACUAUGACUCUACAGGAGGCAAAGAGCAGGUGGCAGCAGCAUCUGCUCUGUUCCAAUCUACAAGACCAGCAGAAUCUGAAUAUGUAGCAGCAUCCCCAGAAGAAAGUGCUGCAGGGUCAGGGCAGCAUGCACAGUCCCCCCUAGGAGAAGUCCCUCCUCAGAAAAGCAGUGCUGCCAUUGGCCAUUCUGAGGCUGUGGGUUCUGUGAGCCGAGUGGCAUAUCUUCCUGAGUCCUAUUCCAGGAGCCCUGUGGACCCUUGUUCCUAUGAGGAAGGGGUCUGCAGAACCAGAGGUGAUGACAAUUCCAUGAGACAAGAGCAAGAAGAAAGAAAACCAACACCCUAUCCUGAUGAAAGAAGUUUCAAGUAUGCUGACAUCUAUGAGAAGAUAAUUGUGUCUGGAGUUGGACUCUCCCCCUUCACAUCCAAGGAUGCAGACAUCUCAGGUCACACUGACAAGGUGCUAACAACAGCACCGAGCUCUCAGAAAGAUCAAGGUUUUCAUGUCUCUGCAAAGGAAGAAGAGUCCUGCCUUUAUACCUCUGCUGAGAAGGAGUUGUCAUCUCCAGCAUCCCCUAAAGAUAAAGCAGAUGCAGCCUUCGAGUAUACAGACAUCCAUAAAAGAUACUUGCCCUUGUCUGAAACAGAUAAGCCUAAGAUAUCUGAGGGACUGGAAGAACUGAAAGUGUCCUGUGCUUUGCCAGAAGGAGUGGACUCUGAACAUCAUCCAUCAUCUGCAAGUACAGCAUUUAUCUCUCCCACUGACAUAUUUUAUCAAGAAAAAUCAGCUACCUAUAUUGGUGCCACUUGUCCAGAUGAGAACAUCGUUUUGUCUGGUGAGGAGCAGAUAACUCUGUCCCUGAAAUCUGAAAGCCAAAAUCUCAAAGAUACAUACUAUGACAAGGCAGGGCAAGGGGAAGAAAGCAUGAGUGACUCAGAGUUAGAGAAAGGUGCUACGGAGAGAUCCGAAAAGGAGUCUAAACUGCAUAGCCCUGACCAAGCUGCAGGCACAGUCUAUGCACACAUCUCAGCAAUGGAGAAGUUCCAUGUAACAGAACCACUUCUGCAAAGCAAGCAUGAGGAGUCCAAUUCACCCCCUUCUACUGCCUCUUCACCUUCUGAUCCAGUGUGGAAAGAGGAAUAUGGAAUUAGGAAAACUGCAUCAGCCACAACUGUGGGAACGUAUGUUGCUGGUUACAGUGACUUGCCAGACAUAGGCAGAGAUGAGCAGGCUUCAGAAAUGUGCCAUUUAAGCCAAGAUUCUUUGCAAAAGAGAAAGGAUGCUGAAAAAUCCACAAAGGAAUCACAUUUCUGUGUAACAGAUUAUCCAAGUACAGAGGUUGUCUCAGAGGGCUAUGAGCAAGCCAUAUACUUGAAAUCUGCUUCUGAAAAACAGAAAGAGGAAUACAAGAAGGGGCCAACAGGAGAAGGCAGAGUGAUGGAUAUCUCUUCUGGAUUUGAAUGCUCCCUGCUAGGAAAGAGUGAAACAUCUAGUGUGUUCAGACAUGAACAAACCUCAGCAAGCCAUUUAGGAGAUAUCUCUCUUCCUUUAAAGGUUUCUUGUGCUUUGUCCUCAGGCCAGGGGAAGAAAGAUGAGUACUUGGAGGUUUCUGAGAUCAGCAGCCGUAACUCAUCUUUAACUAAAUUCUCACCACAGAGUCCAUAUGAAGAAGAUAAACUGUUCUCCAAAGGUCUGGAAAGAGAGUCUGUGCCCCAACAGCCACUGAAAGAUGACUCUUCCAGCCUGUCAGAGGAACCAUCAUCUGAAGCAACCACUCCUGUAAUACCGACUACAGCAGAAAGUUUUUACUCCCAUAUGCUUUCUGCAUAUACAAGUGCAGGAGCAGAACCAAGUACCAAGAGUCUUUGGGAUGCAUCUCCACAGAUUCCAGAUAAUGCUAUGAAAACCCAUACAGCUGAAACCAAAGACUUCGCAUUUGCUGAAGAACGUGGUUCUGCAUUCAGUAGCGGCAUGAGUGACAGCAUUUUGCCGUGCAGAAAGGAGUGUCAGAGUUCACAGCCCACACCAUUCUCUGCAGAGAAACAACAGCAGCCCUGUGUAACUAGUCCAGAGCAGAAAGCACCAUUUACAGAACAGCUGAUGACAUUAACAUCUCUCCCUGAUGUAUUGACAUCAUUUCCUCAUCAUCAGCAUGAAGAUGAAACCACAGCCAAUGGUCCAACAGAGGUGAGCACCAGUCUGCAAGCUUUCCAAAGCACAUACCAUGCAGCAGAGACAAAAGAUGAAAAAACAUGCCCUGAUUCUGACAGCAGUUUUUCUCCAUGCACAGGCAAAGAGGACGCAGAGAGGCAGAGCCGUCCUUCCUCUCUGAUGUCCCCUGAACACAGUUUCCAGCCCUUUUUCCCAGGUGUGCAAAGGGCUGGAAGAGCAGAGGACCAUGGAGAUGCUUCCCAUGAGAUGGAGCCACAUUUAGAAGGCAGUUUUGACUGCAGACAGAAAUUUUCCUCGUGCGAAUUCAAGCACAGGAAGGGAGAGCUCUCGCCCUCCUUCAUUAACCCAAGCCCUCAUGAGCUCUCUGAAGAUAGUGACCUCUCACAGGAGGAGGGUCAUCCUUCAGUGCAAGGAAGACCACCCCACAUGAGUAGUAGCCCUGUGCAAAGUGCCACAGUGGAGGAAACCCCUCCAACAUCAGUGAGUGAUUCUGGAACCUCCCAGUCAGACUCAGAUGUUCCACCUGAGACAGAAGAAUGUCCAUCCAUCACAGCAGAUGCAAACAUGGACUCAGAUGAAGACGCUGAUUUCCUCCCAGUAGAUAAAGCUGUUGGAAAUGCUCAUCAUGCCAGUUCUAGGUCCAGCCAGGAUCCUCAGCCUGUUCCAAUGGUAGAUCCCCACCCUCAUCCUCCUCACCCUGAUGUAUGCAUGGUAGACCCUGAUAUGUUGGUAAAUGAGCAAGGCAUGAGCAGAACUGAUAAAAUUUCCAAGAAGGACUUGAAAGAAAAGAGCAAAAGUGUGAAGAAGCCUUUGAGUAAACCCAAAUCUUCCUCUCCUGCCCGGAAAUUAGAAGUGAAAGGGAAACGAUCACCCACGCCUGUGAAACAGCCAUCGGACAAAUCUCCAAAAUCUGCCACUGCCAAAAAAGAAAAAGAUGGAGGAGAGAAGCCCAAACCACGUAGUGUGCUUGUGCAGCCUCCUCACACAGAGGAUGAAUUGGCCCGGAGUAGUCACAGCAACCCUGGCAAGAACCUUGUUAAUGGCAUCAAAACAAACCCUGCUUCCAAUAGUCCUAAAAGCAGUUUGGCUGUGCCCAUGGGUCCACCUGUCUAUGUGGACUUGGCGUACAUCCCCAACCACUGCAGCGGAAAGAACACAGAUCCGGAGUUCUUCAAGCGAGUUCGAGCAUCAUAUUAUGUUGUGAGUGGGAAUGAUGCAGCCAAUGGAGAACCAAGCCGUGCAGUGUUGGAUGCGCUCCUGGAAGGGAAGUCUCAGUGGGGGGAGAAUCUGCAGGUGACAUUGAUCCCAACACAUGAUACUGAGGUGACAAGAGAAUGGUACCAACAGACCCAUGAGAAACAGCAGGAGCUAAACAUCAUGGUACUGGCAAGCAGCAGCACUGUUGUGAUGCAGGAUGAAUCUUUCCCAGCCUGUAAGAUCGAAUUCUAAAUCUCCCAGCCACACUUUGCGUUCAUCCAUUGACUCUCCAAUCACCGAUGCAACAUCAGAGACACCAUCUAAUCACAGUCCAGUUCUCUGGUUUAGUCCGCUACAUGGUUCCCAUUUGUCAGGCAAUCGGGUACCCAUCUAGCUCAGCACUGGAUGCCAUGAAAAAGAAGUGCAGGGCUCUGUAAUAUUCUGGACUGAGCUAAGAGUUUGUGCAAGAGCAGUUGCAGGCCAGGGGCACUUCCAUUUUCCCUGCUUUAUUCUGCCGCCUGUACAGUUUCUGUAGACUAUCUUGGCUGCCUUGCUGCUGUGAGAGCUUGUUCUACUCUCUUCCUGGCUGCCUUGCCAUUUAACUUGUAGCACCAUGAGCCUCAUAUUUCUGGUGAGGGCUAAAGUGCUGCUGCUGCAUGUUGACAGUGUUUGGGGGCAGGGAGACAGAGAAAAAAACUAAUUUGCAAAGCAAACCUACAUGAUGAGGGAAGGCCAAACCCUCCAACUGUAACAUGACAGUGAAGGGCAUUCUUCCAUCCUCUAUCCCGAGCAUACAGGUGGUGUUCUGGGAGAGGGGGGGCCUGUACUCCAACCGGGCAGGGCCACCAUUUGCCACGUCUGCAGACUUCUGUCCCAAAUAUUUGGUUACAGAUGCCUGCAACACCUGCUCGCUAUGCUCAAGGAGCUGGGCUGAAGGACAUGUUGGUUUGGGGGGGGGGGGGUGUGGCGGUGGGAGGGGAGAGUUCAGCCUGUUGCUCUUGGCUACAAAGAGCACAUUCCUAACCUGCUAACUUGAGUUUUGCACACUAAGUGGGUAACUUACUCCUGCACAUCAGCAGUGCGACAGGAGGAGGCACAGAGGGGCUGUUGCCUGAACAGUCACACUCAGUAUCCAAACGCACAACUACAGCCCCUUCUAAAGCAGAAGGGCUGAAACAACCCGGCCUCUGUUGGCCUAUGAUAGUUGAGAAACCUUCCUGUCCUUGUAAACCAAAGGCUUUCCGGAGGAGUGUGGUGAGGCAGCUGAGGAACUCGCAUGCUGUACUGAGAUGCUGUUGUCUGGCCAGCGUAGCUGAUGUGUGCCAGUUCUGCAAGCAGCAGCAGUUUCCUUGCUACAUGUAUGCCAGUGGUCCAGCUUCUUAGCUGUGUUCAAGCUUUUGCUGCCCUCCCUAAGUGUGCCCAGGAUGUGGGGAAUAGAACCUGUGGUGUGAGGAAAGAGAACCCCUUUCCCAAAAACACUCGGGAGAAGUAGUUUAGCAAUUGUGUUAGCUCAUAGAUCUUCCACAACUGUGGCAGGAACAUGCAUACAUGCCUGCUGCCUGCACAGAAUAGCUGCUGGCAAGACUGUGCUGUGCACACCUGCAGUUGCAGCUGGCAGCCCGCUGCUUGCACACCUAUUGUGGACUUAGGUCCUUGCUGUAUGGCCAGCCUGGCAGAGAUGUAGUUGUGUGCCGUGAGUGCAUCAUUGCCGCUGAACAGUCACCCAGAGGGUCCUUGGCAUUCAAGUCCAUUCCUGCUGUGGGGCUGCCAGCCCUUGCAGCUCCAGGAAUGCUAGUGCUCAGGCGUCUGUGUCUGCAGCACCAGGGAGCCUUUGCCACAUCCUAGAGCACUGCAAGAGAGCCUUAUUACAGGGAUAACGUAAACUUUCUGUAAGUGAAAAAAGUGUGGUGGUAGGUUGUGAAAGAGACAUGAGAUGGAAAGCAAUGCUGCAAGACUUGGCAUACAACUCAACGUGUUUCCAUCUGCUGUGCUUGGCCCUGAGCCAAGAUCUGAUUCCAUAAUAAGCAUCCCAGGACUAUGUGCUGUGUUUGCCUGGGACACUUCAGUCUCCAUGCUAGCAUUUUCUAGCAGCUGAUAGAAAGAAAAUGCUGCUUAGAAGCCUGCUCCUAGACUAAAAUGGAGUUUCUAGGGAAAUGGUUUAUUUUGCAUUUAAUUUAUAUAUUUAUUUUUUGAUCUUAAGCUGCAUUUUGUUUGGACUUAAUAUUUUAAUUUAUACAUGUUAACUUGACACUACGUGCUCUUGGUGUCAGCUCAGAGGUUUCUCAGUACAAAUACUUAGAUGCUGCAAUUUAAAAAAAAAAAAGAACAACAAAAGACCACAGAGAAAUUGGCAGAGUUUUUGCUGGCAGCAAAAGGGGGUCUCUGCUUGCAGCCUGCAAGGCUGUGUCUAAAACCCAGCAGCUGCAGGACAAAGCCAGAGGCCAGCAGCCCCUCCAUGAGGAGCAGCCAGCCCUUUUGAUGCAGCCCUUGGUAAGAGCAUGUGAGCUUACUCAGGGAUUUAUGAAAUCCCUGCCCUGCGCUGUAUUCACGUUAACCAUGGAAUCAGUGUGUCUGCCAGAAGAAUAAAUGUCAUUCUCUGUAACCCAGUGGGGUCAAGUGUCUAUGAAUGUUGGGUACAGCAAGCAAUUGCAGGCAGUAACAGAUCUGCUCCUGUUUUCCGCAGACACUGCUCUGGGGUUUUGCCUUCAGUGCUUUGGGGAGACCCUGGCUCACCUGCCAAUAGCACUGGCUGGCAGCCAGCUGCAGGUGUAGGCUGCAAAAUGUUCGAUGCCAGGUAGUCAAAGCAACAAAUGUGACAUCUUCAUUGACUGGAUCCCUGGAUUCCUCAGAGUGGCUAGGCAUAAAAGCUAAUGCACUAACUUUAUACAGACCUACACAUGAAUGUUUCUCAAUUUUAAACUUGAAGCAAUUAUGAAUAAGAAGCAGUAAUGGUGAGGCUUCGUAAGGUGCCUGCAUCAUCCAGGCAGGAGUGACAUGUUCCAGCAAAAACACCUGCCCUCCAUGUGCUGUGCUCCAGUACUCCGCAGCUAUGCUGCUUGGAUUGCUCUAUCCUACACCAGUUCAUUUCCCUGUCCUCAAGACUCCACAAUUUUUUUUUAAAGUCUUUUGUGGCAGUCUGUUGUGCCUCCAGCCUCUCUCCCUCCCAUGAAAUCUUCUGAAGCUAUGGGGGAAAAGGACUUGUAAAAAUGCCAAAUUCUAGAGUCUGACUCUGCUCAGCCUGCAGGAGCCAGCAGAACCCAUCCAGAGCCAGAGGUAAUAAAUACAACACUAUAGAGAGAAACAGUUAAACUCUGCUUUUGCUUGUUUCUGCAUGUGGGCAACAACAUGUAAUCUUCCUGUAUGUAAUAGGUACAAAAUACUAUUUUAAACCUAUAAUUAAAAAAGUGAACGUCUCAACUGUAUUGAAAUGGCAACUUGUGCUCCCAGCUUCUAUGCUAAAUGUUUUAAAAAUGGAGCCCUGAUUCUUUUCUUCAGCAUCAUGUUUCUAUUUGAAUUUAGUUUCUUGACCUCUGUCCUUUUGCCCAUUUCCAUGUGAAACACUGUAACUAACUACUGUCAAGCGAGGAGCCCAACACAUUAAUAAUAAAGCCACAUUAAUUGCGAACAAGAA
Messenger RNA from Cygnus atratus (black swan), 13173 nucleotides. RefSeq names its product microtubule associated protein 1A (gene MAP1A). Gene Ontology annotation, molecular function: microtubule binding; actin binding. Gene Ontology annotation, biological process: dendrite development; microtubule cytoskeleton organization; axonogenesis. NCBI's taxonomy places the organism in Eukaryota, Metazoa, Chordata, Aves, Anseriformes, Anatidae. Gene Ontology annotation, cellular component: neuronal cell body; cytosol; synapse. The record is from RefSeq and is a predicted model, not a curated record. Bases 75 to 9794 code for a protein of 3239 amino acids. The transcript has 7 exons.